Staurois parvus is the source of this 355-nucleotide messenger RNA. The record is from the annotation of a GenBank genome assembly. NCBI's taxonomy places the organism in Eukaryota, Metazoa, Chordata, Amphibia, Anura, Ranidae.
UCAUGCUGCUGCCAAGUCCAUAGUCUGUCAUGGUCCCUGUACGGCCUCCCAUUGCUGCUGUCUCCAUCGCCACACUCUGCUGCCAUGUGCCACUUUCAGGUCUCUUCACACUGCUGGUGUGUUUAAAUUUUUUGACAUAGGGUGCAGGCAGAUUACGGGCCUCACAUAGCUGCUGCCAGGCCCCUAAUCUGCCAUGGGCCCCUAUAUACCGCCUCCUCAUGCUGCUGCCAGCCAGUCCAGAGUCUGUCAUGGGUCCCUGUACGGCCUCCCAUUGCUGCUGUCUCCAUCGCCACACUCUGCUGCCAUGUGCCACUUUCAGGUCUCUUCACACUGCUGGUGUGUUAAAUUUUUUGAC